AACCUGUGUGUAGAUUAUCCUCUUAACGCGCGCCCAGCAGUUCUUAAAGAUACUAUGCAGAGCCCUCGACGGACUCGUCGCCGCCUUCCUCGAUCGUGUGAGGAAUGUCGCAGACGUAAAGUCAAAUGUGAUCGAACCCAUCCUUGUAGCCACUGUGUUUUAAGUAAAGCUCGCUGUCACUACAGCGCCAGGGUUCAUUUGCAACAGGGACGGCCGACACGGCAAGCGUCACCCCUGAGCGACUGUUUUCGGCCGCCCGAGGUGGAGGACACUGGUUCUGAGCUCACCUUGCGUCAACCGCUGGGUUCGGCUCCUUUCCCCUCCGUGUCUAGUUCGGGUGUGACAGAAGGCCGCCCUACUAAUCGCCUUUUGUCACGCUCAUUAGGUCCAACCCGGCCAAGGGGCUCUGAGACCACCCAUCUUGAUGAUGAACCUCAUCGUGCCGAGCCACCAUGUCUCCAGAAUGGGUUGACUAUAGGGACUAAGGCCAGACCUGCGUUAGCUUUACAAGAAGACAACGGCGGACUAUCCGGUCAGCAGUUGAGGCUACACAAAUCUAGAUUGUUCGGCCAGACACAUUGGACGAAUGUUGUUUAUGAGCUUUCAUGAGGAGCGAGACUACAAAUGCAGGAGGACAAGUAUCAAGUUCACCGUUAAACGUGGCAAUCCAUUCACUUCUACAAGAAUGCAAGCAAAUGUCGCAGGGCGUAAAAGUGUCGAGACCUGGCAGGCUUUUGUCGUGCCCGGAGCCAAUCGUUUCAUCGCCGGCCAUGGCAGAUCACUUGAUCAACUUGUAUGAAUCGAACAUCGAGAUUGUCUUCCGUAUCCUUCAUCGCCCAUCAUUUAGGAAUGAAUACGAUAGGUACAAGUUGGACCCUACAGACGUCGCCGAUGUGACGAUGCUCAAAAUCCAACUUGUCAUAGCCAUUGGAUCCGGUCUUUGUCCGGAAAUGGCCAGCGCAAAGGAGGUCCGCAGAGCAGCGUGUCAGUGGUUGUACGCUGCUCACACUUGGCUCUCAGGGCCAAUAGAAAAAGACCGUUUAAGUAUCAGCAGCAUUCAGGUUCAAUGUCUUCUGAUUCUGGCUCGUCAGGUGCUUUCAGUGGGCGGUGAUUUGUCCUGGGUCGCGAUGGGCAUGCUUCUGCGUACUGCCAUGCAAAUGGGUUUACACCGCGAUCCAAAACAUUUUCCCGGCAUUUCGAGUUUCGAGGCAGAAAUACGGAGGAGACUCUGGGCGACCGUAUUAGAACUAAAUGCUCAGGCAUCUUUAGAUUCUGGGACACCACCAGGUAUCUCUCUUGAUGACUUUGAUACCCGACCGCCCACAAAUGUAAAUGACGAGGACAUGGGUGAAGAUAGCAUCAAUUUUAGACAACACAACGAGACAGUGCAGACUGAUACGAGUCUGCAGCGCUUCCUGUUGCAGAACCUACCUCCAAGAUUGGAAAUGCUUCGUCGAAUGAACGGCCUAGGUAUAAACCUUGAGGAUGAGCGCAUUCUGGCACUGAGCGCAAGUCUCAACACAGCUUGCCGUGAAAUCGAUGCACAGGUUUCUACCGACCCUGAUACCGAAACCGCGAGUUGUAAGCGGAAUAUGGCUUCUCUGCUACUCAGGCGUUUCCUCCUGGUCCUACACCGACCGCUCGCUGGCCGAAUACGCGAAAAUGCUUUAUACUAUCACUCGCGCAAGAUGAGCUUCGACUCGGCCAUGUCUCUUCUGAAGCCUCCAAUAGUAAAUAAUACUUUCUCGUACCUCAUGUUGCGCGGUGGAGGCCUAUUUAAGAGUUGUCUCAUCCAUGCAUCCCUAGCACUGGCUUCUGAGCUUCUCAUUGAAAUAGAAGAGCAGGGAUCUGGUACCUAUAGACAGAUGCUCGUUGAUGCAGUAAGAGAGGCACGCCAGCAAUGGGUACAACGAAUAAAGCUCGGCGAUCCAAAUUUUAGACUUCACAUGAAGCUAAGUAUCGUCUUGGAUCAAGCCGAAUAUGUGGGGGAGGAAGAAGGGCAAUUCCAGCAGCAGCGCAUGGCGAAAAGUACAAAAGAGAGCCUAGAGCUGUGCCAUUCCCUGAUUCAGGAACAUGUCAGGUCUACCUCAACUACCAUCUCAUCUGAAUACAAUGCAUGGAUAAGCCAAGGCCUUCAUCCAGCGUGCAGUAACGAGGAGUCCGACUUAUCGCGGGAAUGCUUCUCUUUCAAUGAUAUUUUACAGAUGAAUAGUCUAGAUAUAGGCGGCGGGGCAUUUGACUCAAAUACAUUGCUUUUGUAACACCUCUCGCGAUUCGUAUACGACGUCUAGAGUACAAAUAGCUUAUCAAGAAACCCUUUCGCGACAGAACGCAUGAUUUGCUACUCAACCUAGACAUUUAAUCUUGUCUGAAGCUACUCUUAUGAUGUUAU
Molecule: messenger RNA, 2392 nt
Organism: Xylaria bambusicola
Lineage: Eukaryota; Fungi; Ascomycota; Sordariomycetes; Xylariales; Xylariaceae
Product: fungal-specific transcription factor domain-containing protein
Exons: 3
Coding region: 606-2261 (551 amino acids)
Biological process (GO): regulation of transcription by RNA polymerase II; DNA-templated transcription
Cellular component (GO): nucleus
Molecular function (GO): DNA-binding transcription activator activity, RNA polymerase II-specific; RNA polymerase II cis-regulatory region sequence-specific DNA binding; zinc ion binding
Source: RefSeq, a predicted model, not a curated record